Wasmannia auropunctata (little fire ant) is the source of this 987-nucleotide messenger RNA. Its product is annotated as cuticle protein 19-like. Lineage: Eukaryota; Metazoa; Arthropoda; Insecta; Hymenoptera; Formicidae. The transcript has 3 exons. Gene Ontology annotation, cellular component: extracellular matrix. The record is from RefSeq and is a predicted model, not a curated record. The coding region runs from base 160 to 594 and encodes 144 amino acids.
UGCGCAGCGGCGUGUAUGCAGAGCGUGCCGCGGUAUAAAAGCCUAGAAAAUACGCUGGUCACCGUCGCACUAACCAUCGGCCUCGCCCUGGUCGAUCGAUCAAUCGCCGGCGUGAUACCGCUGGACCAUGAUCAUCAUGUCUCGUUGGCCAGCUCGUACAUGCAUUUCAAAGGGCCGGUGCAGGGACCCGAAUACGAGGUGAAAGUGCCGCACGUACCUCUGCCGGACCAUCUCGGCGAGCACAACUAUCUGCAGAGCCACCACGAGCAUCACCAUCACGACGGCUACACGGUCGACUACGUGGCAAAGCCCAAGUACGAGUUCUCGUACGGCGUCGAGGAUCAUCAUACCGGCGACUUUCACGGCCAGAAGGAGUCCAGCGACGGGAGCAGCGUGUCCGGGGAGUAUACCGUGAAAGAUCCAGGUGGUAGCCUCCGGGUCGUCAGCUACCACGCUGACAAGGAGGGAUUUCACGCGGUGGUACACACUUCCGGGAAGAAUGAUCAUUCGGGCGGGGUCUACGGCGGUCAAGGGCACGACCAAGACCAUCUUCACGAGUACGCGGCGUUGUCCGCGCACGCGGCGGCGUACUGAAAGAAAACUGGCGACCGUGGCCCAUGACAACCGGGUGACUGAUCGCUCUCCUUGUACCUGGCAUGAUUAGACUUUUCCUCUCCCCCGAAUCGUCAACGCGUUUGAUGCUUCUGUAUUUGUAUGCCAAAGGUAACAACGGUGCUGACCGUCCGAUAUUACACACCGGGAUAACCGUAUCGUAUACAAUUGUAAAUAUAUAGUUUAUCCCCUUUGUACGCGAUAAACGACAUAAAUAUGACGGAAGAAUGCAUAUUUAUUCCUUUUAUACGCGGCCUGUAUUGCCCCGUUCUUUCUCGAUGUAGAAUAUGGAACUAUAUUGACAAAUACGUGAUAGACACAUGUAAACUAUAUGAAUAAGAAUUUACAAAAUUAAUAAAGGUUUCCGAUAAAUAA